This is a messenger RNA of Amyelois transitella, 4104 nucleotides long. RefSeq lists its product as uncharacterized. The transcript has 4 exons. Bases 132 to 581 code for a protein of 149 amino acids. The record is from RefSeq and is a predicted model, not a curated record. NCBI's taxonomy places the organism in Eukaryota, Metazoa, Arthropoda, Insecta, Lepidoptera, Pyralidae.
GCGUAAAUACAGUUCGGAAAACUAUUGAUUUUAGCCGAAAUCUGUGUAAAUGUGUGUUUUCUUUCAACAAGACCUAAUGCGGGCCUAAUUUGCUAGUCUUAAAAUUGUGAAAAAAUUGUAACGACAUCUAGAUGUCCACACAAUCUAAAACAAUGCCGACAAUCGAACUCAAAGUUUAUGUGCGAGUGGUAGCCCUUGUUUUCUCCAUAUCUGCAUCAACUGCAUUCGUGUUGGCGCUGCUUCGUUUGUUGUAUCCGCAUUUGUUCUAUCUUGAUCCUUUAGCUGGGAGCGAUGUUGGUAUCCACUACUUCGUAUCGGGUCUGAUGAUAGUGACAAGCGCGAUCGGCUUCCUCAACUCCUGCCUGGUGAUGCAGCGCAACGCCGCGCAGAACGCCGGCCGGAACAUCACCACGUGGCUCCUGUUCGAUUCCCUGUUCGAGACCAGCCGGGUGGUGUACGUGUUUGUGUGUGAGAUCGUGCUGAAGGGCAAGGGGCCGGCGCAGCUGUAUGAGUUGCUCAUCAGCGCAGCUCAAUAUUUGCUGGACAGCUUUCUCUACUGCCAAAUGAUUCUCAGACACUAACACACGGUGAAUCUCUUCUCGUUGCGCUCGCUAGAGGGCGCGCUGGUAGUAACGCCAGUGACGUCACAUCUCAGCUAAGGUAUACUCAACUCUGGAGUGAGCGUUUGUGUCGCCAAAGCAAUAUGGGACUACUAUGUGAUUAUGGCUAGCAGUGGUAUGUAGCUAUAUAUGUAUUUUACAUACAUGCGAAGUUUCUAAUAUAUCAGUUAAAUUAUUUAAAAUCCAUUAUUUUUCUGCUGUCAAUGUAAAAGGGUUAAAAGUAAUUUUAACAAUAUGAUAACAGGAACUUAAAAAUGGGAAUUAAUUAUAAAAAAUAAAAAAGGCACCGUCAGCAAUAUUGUAAAAUUAUAAAUUAUUUACUACAGAAUAUCUGGAAAAAAAAUAUACAAGUACUUAAGACACAGAAAAAGAAAAAAAAGGCGGACGGAGUUUUACAAAACGGAAAAAUGAAGCAUACUAAUUGUAUGCCCAAUGUAUAUUUCACAUGCACACUCUCACUAAUAGUGUGAUAGUCGACCGCCAUUACGUCAUAGAUUAUCACACGAAAUAGAUGCGUACAAUGCCGCCAUUACGAUGCUUCACUUUUUUUCAUGCCACACUACGUCUACCUUUUUUUCAAUGUCUAUGUACUUAGACAUUUCUCUCAGGGUAAGCAAAAUCGCUAUUGAUAACUAUCAUUUGCUUUUUUCUGAAAAUAAUAGAAGCAAGCAACUAAUUAAUAUAGAACGCUCUACACUUGAAUAGAAUCUAUGAGCAGAUAAGGCAGGCGUUUAUACCAGCAUUGUAUAAAUAUAAGAGACAUUGUAAAGUGGCCUGUUACCUCGGUCCUGAUUCUCUUAACUGAAUAAUAGACGAGGCAGGAAGGGCGAUGAUCCUAUUUGCAACCGUGCGAUAGAUAUGCAAAUAUAUUGUUAUAUCAUCUUCAUAGUUAUAACUGUAAUCUACUGUACAGUCAAUGGCAUAUCAAGUUAUAAGCAUGGAACUCAAUGACGCAGUAAUAGAGGCGAAUUUGCAGUGAAUUUGGGUAGGUUAGAUAUAUAUGUAUGCUGUUUACCGUUGCUGCCGUAUUUUAUAUGCAAUCUAGCUUUUGCGCGGGGCUUCGCUCCCAUGGGAAUUUCAAGAAAAAAGUCCUGCCUAAAGGUCUUAUCUACAUGCGUACCAAAUUUCGUCAAAAUCGUUACAGUGAUUUUUGAGUUUAUUCUUUAAUUACAUACAAUUAUUAUAAGUGUGGAUAAAGUUAUUUGUUUAUAAGAGCAAUAUGAAGAUUAUUCCCCAAAGCAUUGGACAGCAGUAAGAUAAUUGUGUGUGCUGCCUCUAAUGAGCUGAGAUAUCUAAUAAUAGAUUUUGCCCGUCUGAAACGAAUUAAAUCAAUUCUAUAUUGUUAAAAAAAUACAUUGUCUGUCAGUCUCUCAGUAAUGAGAGUUUAAGCAAAUAUGAAUUUAUAGGCAACAAUGUCAAUACUCAAACUGUACUCAGAGAUUCCACUAACACUGUGAUUGAAUCUUAGGAUAAUGAUGCUUUAAGACAGGUAUUUAAAGUAAUUCUAAGAUUAUUUAACAUUCCAAAGAUGUUAUUCUAUUGUAAACAUAAUUACUAGAUUAGAAGAAUUAAGCGUUAGGUAUUUUAUUUGUAACCAUAAGUGAGCUCGAUUGAGAGCCUUAUGUCAUUGGAUUAUAGUCGGUUUUAGUUUAUACAGGUAUACUAAUUAGGUUAGUUUAAUUAGAUUUUUUGAUGUUUAGUGGUUAAUAAAAAUCGGCCCAUUAGCAUGUUCAUAUCGCAUUCACCUGUCAAAAGUAAAGAACUCAUACCAACCAUUUCAAGAUAUUGUCACAAACUUUCGCAUUUACAGUAUUGGUAGGUCGGUUAUUACAGUAAGUAUUUUUCAUUUUCCGAAUCUGCAUAAGGCUCCUUUAUACAGUCCGAUUGGUAUUAUUUCACUUCUACAUUUUAUAAAGUCUACGUGUAUUAAUAGAUAAAAAUAUUGUAAUAGUUAUUAGAGUAUGUUUGGUACACUAUUUAUUCAGAAACCAUGAUCAAAAAUGGGUGAGGUUUCCGUAUAAGUCCAUCUUUAUUUUCACGUGUAUUGAUAGAUAAAAAUAUUUGAAUAGUCAUAAGAGUGUGUUUGAUACACAUUUUUUUUAAACCAUGAUUUAAUAAGUUUAGGUUGCGGAGGUCAGAUGGGGGUCGCUUUCUCUAAAAAUCUGAUUCUGAUGGUAGUCAGGGCCGUCCUGGGCUCCUCCCCAGAGAGGUGAAGACUCAACCGGGUCUAACGCCAGGGGGACGACAUAUGAGAGUAUGUUUGGUAUACUAUAUAUCUGGUAUAUAUUAGGUACUAUUUAUUUAGUUUUUAAGUGAAUUUAUGAAAUGAAAAGUCUAAUAUGCAAAGGUUAUAAACCAAAUUUAUAACAGUAUUAGGAUAACUGUGGUCGUAUAAUAUUAAGAAACCUAUGUAAGAACACUUCUUCGACAUAAGCACUAUUUUAUUUCUUUAAGUUUUCAUCUUUAUUUUUAUGGUUUCAACUUGAAUUCAAAUUGCAUCUUUUUUUUCAUUUUAUAAUGUUCUCGACAGAUCUCUUUAUCGAAGACUGUGAAUCUAGGAAUUAGGUAGGUAUAUAAAGCUUAUUGGUAUGUUUUUCCCCACCUACAGCGCAUCUUUUAUGUUAUGAGCCACUGUAUCUGGUAAGCAGCGGUGGUAAGAAUUAUUUUUUAAGCGAUUGCGUUAAACAUCUUUUUAAUUAUGAAAAUAAACAUCAAAAUAUUUCUUGCCAACUUUAUUUAUAACAUCUUAUUGUAUUUUCAGAUUUGAACUGUGAUUUUAUUUUAUCUUUAGUAAAGACAAGGUAGUACUCAAGUUAGUUUUAUCUUUUAUAAAGCAAUGAGUCUGUAUCGUGUAUCUUGAUUUACUAACCUCUGUACUUUCUUUUGAUUUUAUCUAAAACUGUUAAACUCAGGUUAAUGUUAAGUUUUAUAUAGAUAUUAUGUUGUUUGGCCGCAUAAUUAUUUGCUACCGCCAUCAAUUAUAUCAUCACUAGUGAAACUAGAAUAAGUUUAGUUCUAAUUUGUUAAAAUAAAUUACGUAUUUAAUACUCAAAAAACGAAAUUGUUACUCCUAAAUUGUACUAGUCAAAAUUGUAAGUUAUUUUAGGUAAACGAUUGGGUAAAUGAAACAAAUUUUCAGUUUUUUUCAUUUUAAUCAGUGAGUCAGUCAAAAAAUAUAAUGCGUACAGCUAUCAACACUUCAACAGGCUACCUCUGCAUGUGCACUCACACUACAACAAACUAUACAAAGUUCCGAUGGCACACCUAUUUAGAAAACGCAUUGAUAAAUAUAUUUACUCAAUUUAUCCUGCGGCUUGCCAACUAUUAGUAACGUUCUACCUGUAUGGAAUUAUUAUAUGUUAUAAAAUAUCUUUAAUUUGUGACCGCAAAAAAUAAUAAUUUUUAUUUAAGCCUUAAACUGAAAUAUGAAGGAAGAUGAAGUCUUAAGUUUUACUUUUUAGUCUGUCGAGUCUUUCACGAACUA